GAGCGUGUGAAGUUGUCUGAAUUUGCCUUUUUGAAUUCGCGUUGAUUCCACUGCCUACGACGAAGACUUCGUCUUCAGUUCAGUUAAGAACGGUAAUUCUUAUAUUUCGCUAACCUUGACUAGGGUGAUUGCAGGUAUAUGUCUUCGAGGGAGAUAGGUAGGCUAUGUGUGCAUGUCCAUGCAUAAAAUAUGUGAUAUACUUGACAACAAACCAUAGACUGAGCCUGGAUCUUUUAAGCACGGAUGUCGCUUGAUGAGCCUCUACCACAGUACAAAACGACCUACUUACAUUAUAUACGUAAGCAAAAUAUAUCGGAUUGAUUAGGCCAAUGUUCUAUUGAGUUAUGGUGUUGUGAUCUAGCUUUGUUGUUGAACUUCGUCUAGUGCGUCGCGCGUGUAGUGACGGGCUAAUCGAUCCUGAAAUAUCUAUUCUUCCGAUCCCAACGUUUCCUCUUCUAGGGUUGAUUGGUUCGCCUAUCCAUAUCUAAACUCAGUAGUUGGGGAUUAAUGUAUAUUUUAUCAUCAACAAGGCAGUAUUACCCUACGGAUAGACCUUUAUAGUCGAGGUAGGUGUGAAUGUAAGUCUAUGUCUUCGAGGGAGAUAUACAGUAUCUGUUUGCAUGUCCGUGCACAAAGUAGCCUAUGUGAUAUACUUGACAACCAGCCAUAGACUGAGCCUGCAUCUUUUAUGCACGGAUGUCGCUUGAUGAGCCUCUACCACAGUUCAAAACGACUUACUUUCAUUAUUUACCUAAGAAAACGUGUGUAUAAUAUAUCGGACGGAUUAGGCCAAUGUUCUAUUAAUGUAUGGUGCUGUGUUCUAGCUUUGUUGUUGAACUUCUUUAAGCGUGUAGUGACAGGCUGAUCAUCCUGAAAUAUCUAUUCUUCCGAUCCCAACGUUUCCUCUUCUAGGGUUGAUUGGUUCGCCUAUCCAUAUCUAAACUCAGUAGUUGGGGGUUAAUGUGUAUUUUAUCACCAACAGUGGACACCGUACAAGGCAGUACUACCCUACGGAUAGUCCAAAUAGUAGUUGGUAGCAACUACUUCUCCUUCUCCUGUCAUGCAAACUACGGCUCUGUAGAUGCUUGGGGAACUGAGAACAGUGUUGACAUUACCGUCAUUACAUCAGAAGAAGAACACUGAACAGUGUUUGUAACUACGCUGGUUUUAACUAGUAAACAUGACUCCACGCUUCAUACUGAUGUCCAACUCUUCUCAUUUAUUGUCUGGAACACUGUGAAAACUAGACAGACAGACAAACAAACAAUCAACAAAACAAAUGUAACCCAGGUUAAAAAUAAACAUGAUUUAGUUAAUAAAUAAGUGAAUAAAUAGUUGAAAUAAAUAUUAUUAAAACUUACUAGAGUAGUUUAUAUUAGUUAUACAAUCCAUGAUUUAAUCGGAUUAAAAUGUUUAAAAAGAUUAAGAUGAAUAUCAAAACUAUACAAAAAUGCACUGUUGCUUUAAGACAGUGAGCCAAUGAGAAACAAGUUAAUUCUUCAUCAACGGUAGAACGGUGGAGAUUGAAGAAAGCCAGCUAGGAGAAGGACGUUAGUUUUUCAGUGAGCUAAAGAAACUUGAAACUUGAAACUUGAUUAGAUUUGUACUGUUGUGAACUUUUAUUUUAUUUUCUGAAAGUGUUUUGAUUUGUGUUUUAUCUUCGUUGGUAGACUGUCACCUUAGUUAAGUUGUUGAGAAAAGAGAAGUCGCGUGGAGCUAGGCAUUGCAUGCUAGCAUCAUAGCUCCAUGCUUGUAGUAGAAAUAGAUGGCGAGCUUUCCCAGCGAGUAACCACACGGAAUCCUGUUCCAUCGGAGGUCAGCACCUGCUUUUCUGACAAGACCAGCAAUCCUUUCGUCGAAUGAAUGGUAGGACUGACAGGACCCUCCUUUACUUCAACUAGAAGUUCGCGGAUUUCGUGUUUUGUGAAAAGUCAUCUGCCCAUACUUGAAAGAUGGAGGCCGACAACGGGCGUGAAGACUCCUCGCCACACGAGAGGGAGCAAGAUGGACAGAAAAAGCGCAAACCCUGCUCACGUAGAAUGAGUUUGGCUGAGUUAGGAUCCCCUAAAACAGAUCAGGGAGAGGGUUCCUAUGACUGCUCCCUGCGUGGGGAAAGUUUCUCCCAGCCAUUGGAUCUUGCUUGCCAUCAGAAAACUCAUACUGGAGAGAAGUCUCAGCACUGCUCAGAGUGUGGGAACAUUUUUUCCUGCUUGUCCAAGUUGAAACGACACCAGAGAAUCCACUCCAGAGGGAAGCCUCAUGAAUGCCAACAGUGUGGGAAAAGCUUUUCUCAGAGUGGCAAACUCACGACCCACCUUAGGACACACACUGGAGAAAGGCCUUAUCAUUGCUCUGAGUGUGGGAAGACUUUCACUGAAUCUGGCAAUCUUAAAAGUCACCAGAGAAUACAUACUGGAGAGAAGCUAUAUCCCUGCUCCGAAUGUGGAAAGACUUUCACUACAUCUGGCCAUCUUAAAAGGCACCAGAGAGUACAUACUGGAGAGAAGCCAUAUCCCUGCUCUGAGUGUGGGAAGACUUUCACUACAUCUGGCAGUCUUAAAGGGCACCAGAGAGUACAUACUGGAGAGAAGCCAUAUCCCUGCUCUGAGUGUGGGAAGACUUUCACUACAUCUGGCAAUCUUCAAAGUCACCAGAGAGUACACACUGGAGAGAAGCCGUAUCCCUGCUCUGAGUGUGGGAAGACUUUCACUACAUCUGGCAGUCUUCAAACUCACCAGAGAGUACAUACUGGAGAGAAGCCAUAUCCCUGCUCUGAGUGUGGCAAGACUUUCACUACAUCUGGCAGUCUUCAAACUCACCAGAGAGUACAUACUGGAGAGAAGCCAUAUCCCUGCUCCGAAUGUGGAAAGUGUUUUUCCCAGCCUAGCGGACUUAAAAUCCACCAGCAACGUCAUAAUGUAGCCCUUGUCCGACCAUCUCCUUCUGCACAGUCUCCUGUUCCUCCCAAGGACCCCUCAACACUGCAAGUACCAUUGAAGGUUCUGACAAUACAGCUGGUGGACUGCCGCCAUGUACUGGGACGGAAUAGCACAUUGACACUACUCUGAAGAAAAGGUUAGGAUUCAUAUACAGGCAAUUAUGAAGACACCUAAUCUUGACAAAGGGAUUUAACUGAUUAUAGUGGUUUAAAUGUAGGCUACAAUCCCAUCAUAAGAAAACGAUAAACAAGGUGAAAAUAUUUUCUUUACAUAUAGGUCCACACUGUGAUCAAUAAAGCUAAGUUCAUAAUUGAAUGCUACAGAAAAAGAGAGCAUAAGAGAGUGAGAUGUAUCAUGUGAAAUAUAUAUAUUGCCAUCUCCUUGGGCAAGUCGGCCAGCAGCCAUGUUAGCAGGGUCUUUUGCCCUAUUAUUUGAACUUAUCCACACGACACAGAAAUGGUCCACAGUACGAUACAUUAGUGAUUACUUUAUUGUUUAGAUGUAAUAAUAACAGUUUUAUCUUUAAAAAAAAAAAAUAGAACAACAGAAGCAGUUGUAGCUCAAACUGGACAACAUUGAGGGACGUGUGCUAAUACUGGCCAGUACCACUAGGGGGAGCUCCAGAGACUGUUCUGUGACCGGUCAAUGUGUUCUGUGAUUGGUUAAUACCUCCGGCACUAUCUGCUGGUGGCUGUGGCACACAGAACGACUAAGUUAGCAUUAUUAGACCUUGGAUAGCAAACAUAGAUAGACUACUAUGUACACAUUUACAAAUAUGUUAAUCUUCUUUUCUUUUUCUUAUUGUACACAGAACCGAGGCCGUAGUGAUGACCAUCCGUUAGCAUCAAAUAUGUAUCCCAAGUCCCCUUCAAGGAAAGAUGAAGCUUAAAAAACGA
Molecule: messenger RNA, 3835 nt
Organism: Clupea harengus (Atlantic herring)
Lineage: Eukaryota; Metazoa; Chordata; Actinopteri; Clupeiformes; Clupeidae
Biological process (GO): regulation of transcription by RNA polymerase II
Molecular function (GO): RNA polymerase II cis-regulatory region sequence-specific DNA binding; DNA-binding transcription factor activity, RNA polymerase II-specific
Source: RefSeq, a predicted model, not a curated record